UCUUCCGGAUAAAACGAUCUCCCGAUUCCGAAGACGAGGGUUUCGAGCGAAGGGUUUUGGAAUCCGGCUAGAGAAAGAGCUCGGUGAGUCUGCUCUUGUCUCGUAUACACACUGCAAAAUUCUUCAGCCUCCUUCAACUAUUUGUACGGUGUUCUUAGUCGAAGAUUUGAUUGGUUUUAUUGGCAUCUUCCUCCAUUUUUGUUCCUCGAUCGUGACAUAUGAUUUGCUAUUGAGUCUGGCAUGUUGCGUAGUCGGAUUCCGGCAACGCCGGACGUCGCUGGAGUCGCGCCUGCGGAGAAUCUUUUAUCGCUAGGGUUUGUGUCUCACAAGAAAGGGAAAAAUCAGAUUUUGUUUCGAGAUUUUGUUCGUCCAUCAGCAAUGAAGAGUGGGGUUUGUGCACGACUAAAAUUUGGGGGAAAUAAUUUUCCUGUCAAAUCCGAAGUCAAGAGAACAUCGGUCUCGUAUGGAGGGUGUAUUCCAUCGGUCUUGCGAGCACUGGAAACAUUUCCAGAUUUAGAUGAGGCUCUGAAGCCAUGGGAAGACAGCCUCAGCAGCAAGGAGAGGACUAUAAUUUUGAAAGAGCAAACGGAUUGGAGAAGGGCUGUCGAGAUCUUUAAUUGGUUUAAGAGAAAGGGGUGUUACGAACUCAAUGUGAUUCACUACAAUGUCAUGCUCAGGAUUCUCGGGGAAGCGCAAAAAUGGGAUCUUGUUGGGUCGUUCUGGAACGAGAUGCAAUCCAAUAGGAUAAUGCCGACGAAUUCAACUUACGGUACACUCAUCAAUGCUUACUGCAAGGGAGGCCUCAAUAAAGCAGCGCUCGUCUGGUUAAGUGAUCUCUACAAGCAAGGAAUGGAGCCAGAUGAGGUGACAAUGGGAGUCAUUCUCCAAACAUAUAAAAAGGCUGGGAAGUUCCAAAAGGCAGAGCAGUUCUUUCGAAGGUGGUCAUCAGAUAUUUAUGAUGAUGGUGAAACACAGAAGGGUUACAGCUUAUACACGUAUAAUACGCUGAUUGAUACUUACGGAAAAGCAGGGCAGCUUGAGAAGGCUUCGAGGACCUUUACACAAAUGUUGGGAGAAGGUAUUGUUCCAGACACAGUCACUUUCAAUACAAUGAUUCAUCUUUAUGGUAACAAUGGGUGCCUGGAAGAAAUAUCUUCCUUGAUGACAAUGAUGGAUGAACACCAUUGUGUCGCUGAUACAAGAACAUAUAACAUACUUAUCUCAGUCUAUCUAAAGAUGAAUGAUAUCGACACAGCAGCUAGUUACUUUUCAAAGUUGAAGGUAGCUGGUCUAGAACCAGAUAUUGUCAGUUACCGCACUCUUUUAUAUGCAUAUUCUGUGAGGAACAUGGUUGGAGAAGCAGAAGCUCUUAUAAUGGAGAUGGAAGAACUAUCUCUUGAGAUUGACGAGUACACACAAUCAGCUUUGACGAGGAUGUACACAAAUGUGGGGUUGAUUGAUAAAUCAUGGUCUUGGUUUGAGAAGUUAAGUGACAAAAUGAGUUCGGAGUGCUUUUCUGCCAAUAUUGAUGCUUUUGGGGAGAAAGGGCACAUCCAUCUUGUGGAGAAAGCUUUUUCUUGUUGCUUGUCCAGGCAAAAGCUGAGUGUUCUUGUGUUCAAUGUGAUGAUAAAGGCUUAUGGGUUGCAAAAGAACUGUAAUAAGGCUGCUGAGUUGUUUGAUGGAAUGAUAGGCUAUGGCGUUGUGCCAGAUCAGUGCACUUAUAGUUCAAUAAUACAGUUGCUAUCAGCUGCUGAACUACCUCAUAAAGCAGUAUACUAUGUCAGAAAAAUGCAAGAGGCAGGUUUGGUUACCGACUGCAUUCCAUAUUCAGUGGUAAUGACUUGCUUUGCUAAGCUCGGCGAAUUACAAACAGCAGAAGAUCUAUUUAAAGAAAUGAUUAGCUUUAAAAUUCAACCCGAUAUUGUUGUUUACUCCAUUCUAAUAAAUGCAUUUGCGGAAGUUGGAAAUGUUCAUGAAGCCAUGAAAUAUGUUGAUUCCAUGAAGAGUGCUGGUUUGACUCUCAACUCAAUAAUUUGUAACUCUCUGAUCAAACUCUAUACAAAGGUUGGAUACUUGAGAGAAGCACAAGAGGUUUAUGAAUUCUUGAAAUCGUCGGAAGACAGUCCAGAUGCAUAUGCAUCAAAUUGCAUGAUUGAUCUUUACAGUGAAAAUGCUAUGCUAGGAGAGGCAGAAGAGAUCUUUGACAACUUGAAAUGCAAUGGAAAGUCUAAUGAGUUUUCAUAUGGAAUGAUGCUGUGUUUGUACAAAAGACUUGGGCGACUUGGCGAAGCUUUUUUCAUUGCCAAAGAGAUGCAAACCUUACAACUCCUGACCAGCUCAGUGAGUUGCAAUAAUAUAAUAGCUUUGUAUGCAACUAAUGGGAGAACGAAGGAAGCUGUGGAAACUUUCCGUUACAUGCUGGCCUCGGGUAUACCACCCGAUGAUGGUACAUUCAAGACAUUAGGUCUUGUUUUGCUUAGGCAUGGAGUGUCAAAGGAAGCUAUAAACCAAUUAGAAUCUGUGAGAGGAGAAGAUGCUGAAGUUGGUUUGGAAGAAUGGAUCAAGGCUAUAUGCUCUGUCCUCAGAUUUGAUGUUAAUCUGAGGCAUGUGGGUAAAACAAAGAGUUGUUAUAACAUAGAACCUUUUACCGUAAAUCUGUGCGAGAAAGAAUUUGCAUUGAAGGAAUUAGGCGAUGUCAAGCAAGGAUUGUGUGGCUAAAAGCUGUGCAUACUACUAGAAAUCUUCAGUGUCUUUGAAAUAAUUUCCAUUAUAUCAGCCUGCCAAAUCUGUCUUUGACAUUUACGAUUGGCUGCAGUCUCUGUAAAUAGGAAGACCUUGAUCGAAAAGCUUUGAUUAUGGUAUCUCAGCUACUCGAUUACUGAUUUAACUUUAUUUUGUCCCUCUUCAUGUCUUAUUUGACUCAGGUGAGCUGUGACCAUUCUGAAUAUUCUGAAAGCGAAGUGCAGGUGUAGAUGUAAUUCUAGAAUGUUUAUGCUAUAAAACCUGAUUCCAGUUUGUA
Musa acuminata subsp. malaccensis (wild Malaysian banana) is the source of this 3019-nucleotide messenger RNA. RefSeq names its product pentatricopeptide repeat-containing protein At3g23020. Lineage: Eukaryota; Viridiplantae; Streptophyta; Magnoliopsida; Zingiberales; Musaceae. The record is from RefSeq and is a predicted model, not a curated record. Gene Ontology annotation, molecular function: protein binding.